Messenger RNA from Boleophthalmus pectinirostris (great blue-spotted mudskipper), 1987 nucleotides. It is a transcript of the gene hcn5, whose product is annotated as hyperpolarization activated cyclic nucleotide-gated potassium channel 5. The coding region runs from base 88 to 1791 and encodes 567 amino acids. The record is from RefSeq and is a predicted model, not a curated record. Gene Ontology annotation, molecular function: monoatomic ion channel activity. The transcript has 10 exons. NCBI's taxonomy places the organism in Eukaryota, Metazoa, Chordata, Actinopteri, Gobiiformes, Gobiidae. Gene Ontology annotation, cellular component: membrane. Gene Ontology annotation, biological process: monoatomic ion transport; transmembrane transport.
AUGGAGAGGGGGUGGAGAGAGAGGAGAAAGGCGGGCAUCCUUUCAGCUCAGAUGCAGAUCCUAUAAGCCCUUAGGUUUACUGGCUUGAUGGAAAAUUACCUUGUGACCAAAAGGGGGAGGUCGGGAGGACUAGUAGAAAGUCAUAGUCAGUCGCCACUCAUCUUGAGAAGUACUCGGGGUAGCAGGGACGCGGGAUGGCCCGGGAGGAUGGCAGAUCGCAGGACGUCCCGCUCGUUCGUGGACAGGCUCAGAGGUCCUACACCUGCUUUCUCCGUGGCAACCUGUGGCUGGCGGGCGCUGCUCCUGCCCCAGCUAAACCGCCAGUCCCUGUAUGUCUACGGCAGUGAGAUAGCAGUGGAGAAGGAAUGCAUGAGGCAACUGCAGAGUGGGGUCCUUGUCAUCCACCCCUUCAGCCUUAUGAGGAGUUACUACAUUAUGGGUAUGAUGGCGAUCACCUUCUUGAACUUGAUCGGCAUUCCCAUGGAGAUAGCGUUCCUGGACAGAAACAGCGGGCUGGCUUGGGAAGGCUUUAAUGUCUUUUCAGACACGCUAUUCCUCAUCGAUGUGGCUUUGAACUUCCGCAUGGGAAUCAUCCGGGACGAUGCAGAGGAAGUUGUUUUAGAUUUAAAAGAGAUCCGACUGAGCUACCUGAGGACGUGGUUCAUUCCUGAUGUGAUAGCAGCGUUCCCAAUCGGAUACAUACUUCUGUUUGCGGACCUUCACUACCAAAAUGAUGACAACCCCUCCAAAGCCAACAAGAUGAUGAGGAUCCUAAUGUUUGUCCGCAUCCUGAGCCUCAUACGUUUGGCCCGAGUGUCUCGAUUGGUUCGCUUUUUCAACGAAGUGGAGAAAGUCUCUAAUGCAAAUCUGGAGGUGGUGAGACUGUUUUUCAAAAUCCUGUCCCUGUUCAUGAUGAUUUUCCUGUUGUGUCACUGGAACGGUUGCAUCCAAUACUUUGUGCCCAUGCUCGAGGAGUUUCCUGCAGACUGCUGGGUUAGACAAGAAAAUCUCAUGAAUGCCACAGUGCUAGCAAAAUACUCGUGGGGCAUAUUCCGUGCUUUGUCUCAGAUGAUCGCUUUGUCCUAUGGCUCUAUGGAUGCUCCUACAAACUAUGUGGAGAUGUGGAUCGUCAUGGUGAGCAUGGUAUCCGGGUGUCUCAUGUACACUGUGCUUGUGGCCAACACUACAGCUAUGAUUGCCAAUGUCGACCCCGCAGCAAAAGAAUACAAGAGCAAGAUGAGUCGACUUGAGCACUACAUGGCAUUUAUGAAACUACCUCCUGAGCUGCAGCUUCGUAUAACGAACUAUUAUCAAGCUCGAUACGGAGGCAAGUGGUUUGAUGAGAAGGAAGUCAUGAACACUGUGUCCUCAGCUCUCAAAGAGCAAAUCAUGGCAGUGAUGUGCAGUACUCUGCUGAGGAAAGUGCCAAUGUUUCAAAACAGACACGAGAACUUCAUAAAUGCCCUAGUGGUGAGACUGGAGUAUUGCAUUUUCCAGGAGGGGGACGCCAUAGUGCGAGAGAACGUCCCUGGAGACCACAUGUACUUCAUAGACCAUGGUCAGGUUUUGGUGGAGGCCGAUUCCUAUGAGAGGGAGCUCUGUGAUGGGGACUUCUUUGGAGAGUCGUGUGUUUUAACCAGAGGCAAACAUCUUGUCACAGCGAAAGCGCUCACUGACUGCCGAUGCUUCACUCUGUCCUGGGAUGAUUUCCAGGAAGUGCUGAGGACCUUCCCAGACGUCAAAAAGGACAUAGAAAAACAUUUUGUUAAUUCAGAUGGUGGACUUGUCUAAUAUAUAAGCACCAAUUCUGCUUUGAAUGGAUAUGCUUUUUGUAUGAUUUUACAGGGCUUUUUGACAAGAGGACAAUAAUUUAGCUCACUAGAAAAAAUAUAUUAUUUUGCGAAUGAGAUGGACUAUUUAUUUUUCUUAUAAUAGCUAUGAAUUAUUUUAUCUGCUAAUUACAGCGAGUUCUAUAAGCAAUAUUAAA